ACAUUAUACCUCCGCUCCUUUUCCCACCAACCAAACAUGUUUCCAGUACGAUGCAACUCACAGUUUAUCCUCAGGCUAAAUGUCCCUCAAACCCAAUCUCAACACACCCACUAUCACUAUCUCCUCUAUUUGUCCCCAUCCCCACAGAAAUCCCAUACCCAUUAAAUACUCAAUGCCCUUGUCAUCCUUAUCCAAAUCCCUCCUCUUCUUGCACCCAAAACGCCAAUUCCACAUGGCCAAUUUCACCACUCCCAAGGCUCGCCUUCGGGGCGUCGUCUUCGACAUGGACGGAACCCUAACCGUCCCCGCCAUCGAUUUCGCCGCAAUGUACAAGGCCGUGCUCGGCGAAGACGAAUUCCGGCGGAUGAAGGCUGAGAACCCGUCCGGGAUUGACAUCUUGCACCACAUUGAGAACUGGAGCCCCGAGAAGCAGCUCAAGGCCCACGAGACCAUCGCCGAUUACGAGCGCCAGGGCCUUGAUCGCCUCCAGAUCAUGCCCGGUGCAGCAGAACUUUGUGGGUUUCUUGAUUCAAAGAAAAUAAGAAGGGGAUUAAUUACGCGCAAUGUUAAGGCAUCUGUUGAUUUGUUUCAUCAAAGGUUUGGGAUGACAUUUUCUCCGGCACUAAGCAGGGAAUUCCGUCCUUACAAACCAGACCCAGCACCCCUACUACAUAUCUGUUCAGCUUGGGAAGUUCUACCAAAUGAAGUAAUGAUGGUGGGUGAUAGCCUUAAGGAUGAUGUGGUUUGUGGGAAGCGAGCAGGAGCAUUUACAUGCUUGCUUGAUGAAUCAGGGAGGUAUGACUCCCCUGAUUAUGCUACCGUAAAUUUUAAGCCAGAUUUCAAGGUGUCUUCUCUUACUGAAGUUCACUCUCUAUUGGAAGAACAUUUCGACCUAGCACCAUGAUCUCCAAACCUGUUGACCACAAAGGCUUUGAGCCUUUGACCCUUCAAAAAAAGGAGAAGCAUUUGUUUGUGCUUUAUGCAGGGAAGACGUAGGUAGGUUAGAAUACUUUUUGGAUGGCUUGUUCUCAGAAAGAUCUCGAAAAGGGUCAAGAUGAAGAACAUAGAGGAUAUCAAGAAAAGCCACUACUAAGCAAAAAGACAAAGGCUUGUUCUUCAGUCCAAAUCUGAGUUAAUGAGUUCACCUUUUAUGUUCUGGUGGAGUUAAUAGAAAGCAAAUUUGCUGGACAUUACCAAAUCGAUAUUUGUAGUGGCUAGAACCACUUUCAAAUACAUUGUUAAUGCCCAUCUUGGUGUGGUUCACUUGGAUGCAA
Molecule: messenger RNA, 1274 nt
Organism: Alnus glutinosa
Lineage: Eukaryota; Viridiplantae; Streptophyta; Magnoliopsida; Fagales; Betulaceae
Product: haloacid dehalogenase-like hydrolase domain-containing protein At2g33255
Exons: 5
Coding region: 80-904 (274 amino acids)
Source: RefSeq, a predicted model, not a curated record